Messenger RNA from Puma concolor (puma), 696 nucleotides. The record is from RefSeq and is a predicted model, not a curated record. Lineage: Eukaryota; Metazoa; Chordata; Mammalia; Carnivora; Felidae.
AUGGUCCAGAGAGCCCCGCUCCCACCCCUGCUGCUCCUGUCACUGUUGAUCCCAGGCUCGUGGGCUGUGCCAGAGGCACAGCCACUUCACCGAGUGGCGGGGCAGACGCUUUCUGUGACAUGCCAGUACCCCCCCAAGGGCUGGCCCUACGAGAGGAAGAGCUGGUGUAAGGAGCUAUCGGCGUUCAAGUGCACCAGGUUAAUCACCAGCUCCGGUCCCCGCAGGCUGGCUCAGGCCUCUCGAUUCUCAAUCUGGGACAACCCUAGCACCGGCCUCUUCAUUGUCACCAUGACUGGGCUGAAGGAGGAAGAUUCAGGACACUACUGGUGUAGAAUUUACCAUGCUUCUGACAACUCUGUCUCUAAGUCCAUAAGGUUCUAUCUGACGGUGUCUCCAGCUUCCGCCUCCACGCAGGCCACCCAGGCUUCCCGUGACCUGAUCUCAUCACAGACCCAGAGCUGUGUGUCCUCCACUGGAAGAACCAGAGAGGCCCCCAGGACUUCCUCUGCCAUCACUGCCCCUUCACAGCAACAAAACUGCACCCUCCACUGUCACCCUGCAGCCCCGGGCGCUCUGGUCUCCGUGCUCUGUGGACUCCUUCUGGCCAAGAGCGUGGUGUUGUCAGCCCUGCUUGUCUGGUGGGGGCCUCUGCUCUGGGAAACCCUGCUGGAACUCAGGAGCCCAGAUGCCAAUUAA